AGUCGAGCGCGCACGCAGCCACCUGUGCGCGCGGGUGUCAAGCGGCACGCAGGAGCGAGCGAGUGUGCGUGAAGGGGACGCCGCCGCCGCCGGAGCCCGAGCUGCGCCGUUGAGGCGCAAAACGUGAGGGAAGGUCGCUGCUUCGUUCCUCCGCCUUCCCCUGUAGGCAGCCUUUGGCGGCGGCGGCGGCGGCGGCUCCUGGACGACCGUCCCGAGCCCGGGCUAUGACCUGCCUCCCAGGCUACCUGAGUGGCGGCAAUCCCGGUGCCUCCCUCCGCGCCUUGCUCAAAUCUUUACGGCGGCAGCCGCCGCCGCAGCUCGCCGUCCCGCCCCCCCGCGUCCGUCUGGCGGAGCCCGAGGCUUCCUUGGCCGCUGCUACGGCCGGGCUCCCUCUGCCUUCGCUGGCGGGAGCGGGGUCUUCGCCGCCGCCCUCCUGCCGCCUGCCCUCUCCUCCCCCUUCUCCGCGGCGCCUCGGCUCGGGCGGCUGCGCGAGCCUGUCCUCCGAGGCCGGCAGCGGCUUCCGCCCAUCCCGGGUGGUGGUGGUGGCCAAGACGACCCGGUACGAGUUCGAGCAGCAGCGCUACCGCUACGCGGGGCUCUCCGAGGAGGACCUCAAGCAGCUGCUUGCAUUAAAAGGAUCUAAUUAUAGUGGUCUAUUAGAGCGGCAUCGGAUUCAUACAAAAAAUGUGGAACAUAUUGUAAAUAGUCUAAGAAAUGAGAAGAUUGAAGUCCGACUUGUGAAACGGAGAGAAUAUGAUGAAGAGACUGUCCGGUGGGCAGAUGCCGUUAUAGCAGCAGGAGGUGAUGGAACAAUGCUUCUGGCAGCAAGUAAGGUGCUGGAUCAAUUGAAACCAGUUAUUGGAAUAAAUACAGAUCCAGAUAGAUCUGAAGGCCACUUGUGUUUACCUGUACGAUAUACGCACUCAUUUCCAGAUGCUUUACAGAAACUUUAUAGUGGUGAAUUCAGAUGGCAGUGGAGACAGCGAAUCCGGUUGUACCUUGAAGGAACUGGUAUUAACCCUGUCCCUGUAGAUUUACAUGAACAGCAGCUGAGUCAAGAACAGCAUAGUAGGGCCCAUGUUAAUGGAAGAUUUCAGGAUCAAAGAUCUCAGAUUUCUGAACCACACCUCUUGCCUGUAAGAUCAUUAAAUGAAGUCUUUAUUGGAGAGUCUCUCUCAUCCAGGGUGAACUAUAAGUCCUGCAAACCCAGUUUUAAAUUCUCCCUUCAUAGGGCUUCUUAUUAUGAAAUAUCAGUGGAUGAUGGUCCAUGGGAGAAACAAAAGAGCUCAGGUCUCAAUAUAUGCACUGGAACUGGAUCAAAAGCUUGGUCUUUUAAUAUCAACAAAAUAGCAAAUCAGGCUGUGGAAGAAAUUCUUAAGAUUGCUAAAAGUUAUGAGAAUUUAAAGCUUCCAUUGAACAAGGACCUAAUACAAAAAGUAACAAAUGGAUAUAAUGAAUCACUGCUCUAUAGUCCAGAGGAGCCCAAGUUGUUUUUUAGUAUACGAGAACCUAUUUCAAACCGUGUUUUUUCAAGUAGUCGGCAACGAGGAUUUGCAUCAAAAGUUUGCAUUCGCUCUCGUUGUUGGGAUGCCUGUAUGGUAGUAGAUGGAGGAACGUCAUUUGAAUUUAAUGAUGGAGCAAUAGCAUCAAUAUUAAUCAAUACAGAAGAUGCACUACGUACUGUUUUGCUAGAAGACUGAAGACAUAGUUGAAAUUAUUCAAAACUCAUCACAAAGAAAUGAGCUGCAUCAAUUCAAAUGUGAAAACAGUUCUUUACAGACAUUUGGGAAACAAAGAUUGAAACAACUUUUCAUUCCUUCUGAAUGAGAAACUCCUGGAAAAUCAGUGUUUGUCAUUUAUUGCAUCUUGUAAUAUGAAAUUUAAUUGGUUUAUAUCUCAGACCAAUGAAGUUAUCAGCCGCUAAAAGCUUGAUUCCACAGAAUGCUUUUCAGAUGAAGGUGGAGUCAAAUCAAAUUGGUAUUAAUAUUAAAUUAGACUUCCAUGGAAGUAGUGUAGUACUGAUUCAGCAAAAUACCUUGGGACUAUUUCAGUUUUUAAAGCAAAUAAUAUCAAUGUUAAUUAAUCUAAAAAUGUUUGGUCAGAGUUCAGUGCGUUACCCAAGAAGUUUUAAUAACACUUUUGUAUGCACAAAGAACUUUAGUUUAUUAAUUCAGCAUGUUUGAAGUAUGAUUCAUUACUGUUCUUCUAUUACAGUCUAAUAUUCAUACCUGAACCCCAAGAAUAUCUUACUUCUAAACCAUCUUUCGAUUUACAGUUGUGUUUUCCAUAUCAUACUAAACUGGCUACUGAAUUUCCAGUAUACCCCCAGCAUGUAGACUUAAAUAGACUUAAUUUAGGCAUACUUAAAAAUCAAGAGCUUUGUUUAAUUGGGCCCUGGAACAGACUCAAAGCAUGUGACUCCUCUUGUAUUCUACGAAACCCCACCCUAAGAAUGCCAGCUGGUGCCUUGGAUGGGCCUACCACAAGCAGAAGUAAUGAUGCAGCUGAGUGUUGGCUGGCUUAAUUGUCUGCUCUACUCCCAAGGACAGGUACUCUGUUAAGUAGGUUCUAAGAUAGCAACAAUACACAAUAUCAUUCCUUUAAAAGUUUAACUGUAUAUUUGUGUUAUUUAUGCUAAUCUCCAUCAAGGGCAGAAAUAUUCAUGCAUUUUGAAAAAUACUUGUUUUCAAAACCUUUAAAGCAUGUGCAUGAACAGUUUCAGGAAAUUGGAAUGUGUUGCUUGCAGUAUGUGUAUAGUAUCUAAUGUUCACAAACAAGUCCAACAGUGUUUUCCCACUCAGGGAUAAAAUCUUCUCCUUUGCAUUCCUCCCAAAUCAUCUCUAGAAGUUCCCCCUAGUUCUCAAGAACUUUGUGCCUGGGAGGUGCAGAAUGGAGAGAUUUUUUUGACCCUCUCUUGGUUCUGUUCAUAGAAACUUUCUUAGCAGAACUGAAUUCCCCUCAUCACAGUUUACUUGAUAAACUACAGAAUUGUGACCACUGCCAACUACUUUUCCUUUGUUAAUUUUGGGUAGCUACUGUAUACAAAAGUCUUUGCAAAGAUAGUAUCCAGCAGUAUAUUAGUUGACACUAUUUAAACCCAGGGUAUAUUGCAGAUUGGCUGCCGCUAAAAAGAAUCAUUCUUGCUGGUUUUUAAUGGCAUUUUGAGAACGUUACAGAAUGCAUUAGCUGUUUAUAUUUGAAAUAAUGAUAAUUAACUUGCAGUUUGAGCCAACUAAAUGGUGAAUCCUUUUUCUAAUUACACAGUACUGUACUAUAAAAUGCUUAAAACCAUGUAUCUUCAGGGCUUAAGAUGAAGAGUAAAGAGAAUUAAAAAUUAGUUUUGCAAAAGUUAUAUUCAGUUUGCCAUACCAGAUGACCUCAAGCCUUUUAGAGGACAGAGUAACAGUAACAAAAAAAAUUUGAAAAAUACAUAAUGUUAGGCUUUUAUCCUGGAAAAUUUCUAAGCCUCUCACUUGAAGUGUGAGAUUUUCUAUUUACAUGGCUGCAAUCCUAACCAUAGGUAUUGGGAAGCUGAGAUGAGUUGGACUUUGUUUCAAGUAAACAACUUUAAAAGAACAAGAAGGAAAUAAAACCAGGAUGAAUACGUUCUGUAAUUGUUAGUUUGAAACUAAGGAAGUUGUAAAAUUGGUUCAGUGUACUCGCAGUUUGUUUUGUGAUCUUCAAGUUCUAAACUUGACAUUGUUAAUUUGGGGGUGUGGGCAACCUUAAUAUGAAUAUGUCUUCUUUCUUCCCCAGUAUGCUCAUUAAUCUUUGUGUCAAUCUUAGGCUCUCUGUGGUGGGUUUCCCAACCUUUGGAGGCAUUUGGAAUUUUGAGACCAUGCCAAUUUCUGCCUUGGGCGGUGACUGCUCUCAAAAUGUCUGCCAUUUACAAGAAGGCAAAUUCUUGGGUAGGUGUGCAGGCAUUUCUAACAAAACACUUGCCUGCAAUUGCACACUUUCCAGAUUGCUUAUAUGCCUAUGUGCAGCUAAGAGGCAUUUUUAUAUGUAAAGUUGAUGCUAGAGAUCGAGUCUUUGCUUUGCAACUUUUCUUCCUGUAUCUUUUAUUAAAAAGUUACAUUAAAAAUUUUAAAUCAGUGGGAGCUGGGAGCUUUGGGGAGUGAGGUGCUAAGGGAGAUGCCCAUGGCAAACUGUUGAUUGGGCCUACUAAAAAUCUGCAUGGUACUGUGUUCUCACUGCAAGUGGACCAUCCCUUUGAAAAUUGCUGUUCCAUUUUCUUAAAUUAUGCCAGUGAUGAAGGGUUAAGAAGAAUAUUGUUAUCCAUUAGAUAAAAAGAUUCAAGGAGCCCCUAUCCUUUGAAAUGAUAUGAUCUAAAAUUUGGAUUGUACUUGCUAUUUUGUAUAUACAGUGUUCUCGGAUGCCUUUUUAAAGGAAAAAUCACACAGAGGGGUAUCAUAGUGGGCUUUUUGAAUCCUGCCAAAGAUUAACAAACUUUAGUGUUCUUUGUGAAUAAGCAAACAUCCUCCUUUAUCAUCUGGCUCACCAGCUCCCUCCUCAAAAGCCUUACUAGGAGCAUCCUUGACCACAGGAGAGCCUUUGGGAGCACCCACUACUCCUUCUUGGUGUGUGACAUCAGAGAGCCAUGUCUUGUAAGGAAAGUGUUUUCUGAACUCAAACCUUGCUCCCAAACCAAGCUUUUUAUUUUCAAAGAGGAGGCUGUAAAGGAAGGAGAGAAAUUUAUGUUGAAUGCUGAUCCAAGCCAGACACAUCUCACUCCCAGCCUCCUUACAGAUGUCCCUGCCCAUCCCUUUCCUGGCUAGUCAGUUGCUAUUUUAUAGGGGGCUUGUUUUUGUAGGAAGUCUGAACUCCAGACUGCAUGUUAUAUUGGGAGAGCUAUAGCCCCCUAACUUUACAACAGAAAGCAACUUGGUGAGAAGGGGGAAAAAGGAGAUUGGCUGCUUUGAUUGGGAAAAGGGUAUAAAAGGGUUAAACCUAUCCCAAGCUUAAUCUGCUUUUCCUUCUCCCUGUUUUCCCCCCUAGGUUGUUCAUGUGCCCAGCAAAUAGGGGCUUGUGGGGAUUGCUGUACAGGAGAGGAAGGGUUAAUACUCUGUCAUCAAAUUAGCUUUUUCUAAUUUUUUUAAUGAGUGUGUUUGCACAACAGGCUUAACCCAGACAGCUGUAGUAGCUCAGUCAUAGCUCCUUGCUGUUAAUUUGGCAGUACGUAACCAGGCCAACUGGGUCAAGAGCUGACAUUUUUGGAGAUACAAAAUCGGCACCAAAUUCCAAACCUGCCUGAUAUCGCAUCCAUGUCUGUACCACAAUAGUGCUGGCAAGGCUUCGUUUUAUCCAUGUCCCCUUCCCUAUCAGCCAGUCAGAGAAGCAGUGGGGACGGCUUGUGUGCUGUAGAUGAUCAGCAUUUAGACCAGUGUUUCUCAGUCUUCAGAGCUUCUGGGAGUUGAAUUCUGGGAGUUGAAGUCCACACAUCUUAAAGUUCCCAAGGUUGAAAAACACUGAUUUAGACAGGAUUUAGUACAUUUUGAAAGGGUCAUCUUUGUUUUCAGUCACAUUUUUGGGAGGACUUGAAGCGACUACCAGUAGCCCAAAAGUGAAUGGGUUUCUCUGUUUGCACAGUAUGGCCUCACCAGGGAAAGGUGCUUUGAGGCCAGAGAAAGCCUUCUCUUAACCCUCAACUGGCUGAGUUUCUGGAUUUGUUGAAUAAACUUUCCUAAUGAUGCAAUUAAAUGUGUUGCCAAGUGCCAUUAAAUUUUUUUUUAAUGAGCAUCAAGGAAACAGUUGAGCGACCAACUAUAGAUUUUCCGGCCAUGAUAAUUAACAGUGAUGACAAUAGGGUGAAAACAAGAUUAUUCUAUUUAAGAAAAUGCUUUUGUGCCAGAAUUACUAAAAAAGCAAAUAAUAUUGGUAUGGCAAAAAUAGUUGAAUGUGCACAAAUCAGAGUCAACAUAAUAUAACUAUGCCCUCUUUUCCCAAGAUUGUUUUUUUUUAAAUAAUGUAUGCUGUGGUUAGCAAAUUAAUAAAUGUGAGUAUUUUUAA
This is a messenger RNA of Candoia aspera, 6009 nucleotides long. It is a transcript of the gene NADK2, whose product is annotated as NAD kinase 2, mitochondrial. Bases 225 to 1700 code for a protein of 491 amino acids. The record is from RefSeq and is a predicted model, not a curated record. Gene Ontology annotation, biological process: NAD+ metabolic process; NADP+ biosynthetic process. Gene Ontology annotation, molecular function: NAD+ kinase activity. The transcript has 12 exons. Gene Ontology annotation, cellular component: mitochondrion. Lineage: Eukaryota; Metazoa; Chordata; Lepidosauria; Squamata; Candoiidae.